Lytechinus pictus (painted urchin) is the source of this 4665-nucleotide messenger RNA. RefSeq lists its product as uncharacterized. The transcript is spliced from 7 exons. The record is from RefSeq and is a predicted model, not a curated record. Lineage: Eukaryota; Metazoa; Echinodermata; Echinoidea; Temnopleuroida; Toxopneustidae. The coding region runs from base 448 to 2781 and encodes 777 amino acids.
AUGGGCACGUGCUUAUUGAAGUGGCAAUAGAUUCACUCAUUCAUUCAUUGAUCUCCAGGAUUCACUUCUAACUCAAGCUAGUAGAUUUAAACGCAAGAUUUAAAAAAUCGUCAGAUUCAUUUUUACCAGGUCUGCUAUUGACGCCUCUCCUUCAAUGAAAACCUUUCCUUGAGAUUCAAACAGGCAUGACAGGAAAACUUCGACGAAGAUGACAAAAUUACACAUCGAGAGGGGACGCGGAUAGCUAGCCAGCAGGCGCCGCCCGAGGUACCGGCCGGGUACGUGUAUACGGGCCCGGUACUAGGUUACCGCCGGUAUACGGGUACCGUACCAGCGCAUAGAGCUGGAGGCCGAGGCGGAGCUGGACUCCUGGAGUGGAGGUGGAGCUGCCCGCGGAGCCGGAAUCAAAAUAAAUAAUAACGAGGGCACGUUCCUCAUCAUGCGUACAUGUAUAAUUGGAGCAAGGAAGGACUGAUGGAUUCAUUCAGGGAACUACAUGAGAACAUGUUACAAGGACAUUGCCUGUGUCACAUCGAGAUGGGAAACAUCCUGGACCUACUAGAUCUUGGUUCACAGGUCAGAGGUCAAGGGUUAGAUGGAGAGAUUUCCUUUACCACCAGAGAUCAAGUUUUGGUGAAGUUAGGCUUGAUCACUAGUAUUCUUGAGAUUAACCACUGCAGCAAAAUAAAGCAAGUGCAGCAAGACCUCUGUUCAUCAGAGAAUUUAGAAUAUCUGCUCUCCAUGUUAGGCUUAAGUGAUCAGCUCAUUGCACAUAGUGCCAGUCGAUGUCUAGAAGCUCAUUUGCUGCUAUUAGCCAAGUUUGACAAAGCUAAGGUGGAACGUCUUCUGAAAAGGGCUAUCAGGUCUAUGCUUCAUCAUGGAGGAGAGCUGGAGCAGGAGGUGUCAUCAGCCGUCAACAGGACCGUCUUUACUCUGGAUCUCAUGUCUAAUAUGUUGAGAGGAGAAUCUGCAAAGUCUGGCAAAACACAUGGAGCCACACCUACUCUACCUUGUAUGGGGGUAUCUACAUCAGCCACAGAUGAGGGCAGCAGACCCAUUCACCAGACUAGUGAUGGUCACACCGUCUGGUACUACAAUGUCAUCAAGGAGAGCAUCCUAGAGCUUUGUGCAGUCUUUUCAAGUCAGUUUGAUGAAACUUCCAACUCACACUAUGCCAGCAAACAUGAACAAUCCUCUAUCUCCUGGCUCCACUCAUUGAAUAUUACUUUCAAACACAAGAUCUACCAUGCUUUUCUGAGACUGCUCUUGUCAUUUUCCAAAGAACAGAUGAGUUCAGAGAGAGAUCCCUUCAGCACAUUACCUUUGAUACAGUCAGUCUUGCCUCACCUACAAACAGUGCUAAUGACUUACUCCCAUGGUAGCAUUGCCAAUUUGAAGAUGGUGCUUGGUGUACUGAUCACGUUCCUGAAGGCAUGUGUGAAAGCUAGUGAAAGUGCAAAGUGUGGAGCAGUUGAAGCAAGUGACAUGGGACUUCUGCAAUCAUUACAUGCGUCAUGGGGUGGACUUGUUGCAGACAUCUGUGAAGAUCGAUGGUUAGAGCAGAUGCCCUAUCACAAAGGACCUGUUGGUUUUGGCGGAUUUACAUUUGCAACCGAAGAAGUGCAUGAGAGAUCUUCAGAGGAAUACAUCAGAGGAGACAUAGUAAUACUGAGAAAGCUUGCUCAGCUGGUUUUACUCGGUGUAGAAUUAGGAAUAUCCUCUGGAAUAGAUUUUAGACCUCUGGCCAGAAAUUUUUACCGAACGUGUCAUUUCAUUGAGUCGAAAUUGCGAGAAGCAUCACUGCAGGAGGAAGAAUCAAUGGAUCAAGGACGAUGGAUCUUUGAAAUAUUUGGUGAUCAAGAUGAUACUCUGAUAGAAAUAAUGCUUAUACUUUUCAACAUCAGUCUGUCAGCACAGACACACCUUGAAAAGGAAAGCGAUGAAUCAUACAAAAGUGAGAGCAGAGGAGAAAUUAGUGAUCCUGAGAACAAAAUUCCUGCUGAGAAGUCGGGAUGCAUCCUCGAUGCGCAUCACAUCUUCGUCUCUUUCUUGGAUCACAUGUCUUGGGACAACAGUAUCCUGCUUGAUCUGCUCAUUUCAACAGAAACAGAGUUCCUAGAGUAUUUCAUCAGGUAUCUGCGAUUUGUAACAAAUAAUUGGAAAGGGUUUGUUCGGGCUCAGAAGAGUUUCAGAAAGAAAGAAGAGGAUGAUGAGAACAUAUCAUGUGAGAUGCCUGCAAGGGACAAUGCCAGCGGCGGCGAUGAUUGUCAUGAUGAUGAUGUUUCUGAUGGCUACAUCAAUAUUGAUGAGGAUAUUAAUGAAACCAGAGUUAGUAAAGAUGAUGUUGUUGACAAUACUUCAGAUGAUCAUAUGGAGAAUGAUGUCAGUAGAAACAAAACCUGUGCUAACAAGAAUGAUCUUUGUGGACAAACUGAACCAGAGUCCCUUCCACAGGCAUCCAAAAAAUUUCCUGUUAAACGGAAAUUGGAUAUUGAAGAAGCAAAUGAAAAUGCAACAAGGAGCAUAAAGAAAACACAAGGAGAAGAGCUUCUCAAUGUCCCUUUACCACUUGAUACAAAGCAGGCUAGUCAUGAAGACUGUAGCAUGAAUGAACCCUUGGCAUCAGAGUUUGGUUGUUUAGACGAUACCAUGACCGUCUUGAUUCGACUCCGUCUUGCCAUAGAAAGGCUGGACACGAAAAAUCUUUUCCCAUUCUCGGCUGCGCCUCUUGUCAGAAUACUUGUCAAAGUAGAAGAUAUGUAUGAAGCAAUGGAGGGGUGACAUGUCAAUGGAUGGUUAUAAAUGACGAAUAGAGCACUGCAACCAUGAACUUAAAAUGAGGCUGAUGCUGGAAUUGACAUCACUUGUUGUAGAGAGAACUGGCUACUAAGAUUUUCAACAGAUGUGAAAAGAAUCUCAGGUCUCCUCAUAGCAUGUGCAGUGACCUGAUGAACUGUGGCCAAGUGAUUCAAAUGUAAGCCAUGGACUGGGUACCGAGUGAAGGGAACCCAUCUUUAGCUAUUUCUUCCCAGAUGUACCCCUACAUCCUAACCUGCAGUCUUGAGGUAGGGAGAACUGCUGUCCUCAAAAGUCUGUUAUGUCACUCAGUGUACAACAUGGAUACAUCCCCUAUCUGAUGCUAACCAUCUUCCAAGCAUUGAUGAAAGAGAGAGAGAUAGUCUACCAGAGACAAGGACAUGGCACCUAUCUUGAAAUCAUCCUCUACACAGAAUGUCCAGUGUGAACAAUGAAUUGGUAUCUAUAUGUGUUAUGGUUAAAGAUAGACAAUGGAUUGGACACCCAUAAUCUUGUGUAAAUGAUCUUCUGAUUGUUCACGAUAGACGUGGCUGCAAUUGAGUUAUACUUGACAUCAGUUAUCGUCUGCAAACCUUUCUGAUACCAGGCAGGUGUCUAGAGGAGCAAACACCAUUUUCUAGAAAUCAAAUUCAGAUUUUCUAAUUGACACAGAUGUGAUUAUUGGGUGGCACGACAUUUCCCCCUGUGACAUUUGCUCGGGUCUUAAUAUCUCUGAGGGCAUAGUGUUAGAGUUAUGAUUGUCAUUGAGUUUUCGGUUCAGAACAAUGUAAAUAUAGGGAUUAGGGUUUAUUUAGUUUUGGAGGUUAGGUUUUAUGUUUGGAUUAACAUGCAGAUUUUCAAUAGGAGCAAUCGUGCCAGUAACUAAAGGUGAUCAUCAAGUACUACCAGAGUGUUAGAAAAACCAAGACUUAACAUGACUUGAAUUCACAUCCUGUAUAAUACAGAUUUAAAAUAGUAAUGUGUCGUACGGACGCAGAAAAAGUGGCUUUUUUAGAAACCUCAAGUUUGUACUCUAAAGUCUGUGAGUUGGACAGAUAAUUUUCAUAGAAACUGAACUCAAAUUGAUAUUCAAUUACCCAAGAACAAACACAUCUAUGAAAGAAAGCAAAAUAAACAUUCAUGAAUAAAUAAAGCAAAUUACAAUUUUCGAGAACAUUGUGGCGUACGGGACAUCUCUAAAUUGAAGCCAAACUUUCUUACUUUAUGUCUCUUUGACUUCUUCAAUCACUUUAUUUGGCUGAUGAUAAUGAUAAUCCUAUCAAACUAAAGACAUUCAUUAUGUUAGAAACCGCUAUUGGCUGAAUAUUUCUGUCAAUUAUCAUAAACAAAAUAAUGUGUCGUACGGGACACUUGUGUGUCGUACAGGACACUUCUGUGUCGUACGGGACACUUGUGUGUCGUACGGGACACUUGUGUGUUGUACAGGCACUUGCGUGUUGUACUGGGCAGCCUGAAUAAAACAAUGAACUUUUUAUCAAUCAGAAGGGGAGCAUUGCCCCUAAAUUCUUCCUUUUUAAUGAAAAGUCUUUUAAUAAGUAGUCAUUCAAGACAAUAUAAUUAAGUAACCUCAAUAUAUACAAUCGGGAGCAAUAUGUUAUCAUUUUUUUUCAUGAUGGGAAAUGUACAAGGGUUCACAGCAUUUUUACGAGCUGAAAAACUUGAGGUUUCGUGUGAAGUUAUAUUUAGUGAAUUAAUUGAUGAUGUCCAAUACACUAUUUAAACAAUGAAUGAAUGAAACUGUUUGUGUAAAUUAUGGGGCUAAAAUGUUAUAUUUUUUCAUAUAAAAUGUAUAUAUACAUGAUAUAUGUCACAACUGUCACUUGUAAUUACACAAAAUAUUGUUUUUCU